AAGCAAUAUGCGUUUUACGACUUGGUGCUCAGAACUCCAUCGCACCCUUCGCACCCCAUAGAAGCCAGUAUGAUGUCAGCACUGGACUAUCAAGAACUCAAGAAAACUUCAAAAACUACUUUUGAAGGCAACUACAAUUUACAUGAGCUUACACGAGAAGAGAAAAUUGCAAGAGUUUUUGGAAACAGAAUCAAAGGAGAAGCUCCUCGUUCCUCUAGUAGACUUCUUCGAGGAGAACCUAAAGUUAUCGCAGGUGUUACUGUGCCAGAAAGACCCAUAGAGCCUGAUAAUUGCUGUAUGAGUGGCUGUAUCAACUGUGUGUGGGAGCUAUUCAACGACGAUGUCAAGGAUUGGAACCAGAAACGUAAGCUUGCUGCUGAAAAAUUAGUGCUUGCAGGAGGAAGGUGGCCCGAUAAUUUCCAUGCCCCAUUGAAGUACCUUAAAUCUGAAAACUACCCGUUAUCACAGCUGCUGAUUCUGACAGACAUGGAUGAAAGUAAAGAGCCGCAAGACGCUGAAGACGAAAGCUGGCAGGGUGUGCCUGUGGCCAUUCGUGUCUUUGCUGAAACAGAGAGACUCUUGAAGGUAAGGAAAGCAGAGAGAGAAGCACGUAAAUCAGAACAAACAGCUUCUGCGUAG
Scheffersomyces stipitis CBS 6054 is the source of this 639-nucleotide messenger RNA. RefSeq lists its product as uncharacterized. The record is from RefSeq and is a predicted model, not a curated record. The transcript has a single exon. NCBI's taxonomy places the organism in Eukaryota, Fungi, Ascomycota, Pichiomycetes, Serinales, Debaryomycetaceae. The annotation marks the transcript as partial. Gene Ontology annotation, cellular component: mitochondrion.